This is a messenger RNA of Labeo rohita (rohu), 3038 nucleotides long. It is a transcript of the gene ankrd33ab, whose product is annotated as ankyrin repeat domain 33Ab. The transcript is spliced from 5 exons. Lineage: Eukaryota; Metazoa; Chordata; Actinopteri; Cypriniformes; Cyprinidae. The record is from RefSeq and is a predicted model, not a curated record. Gene Ontology annotation, molecular function: protein binding. Bases 317 to 1708 code for a protein of 463 amino acids.
AACACAAUGAAGACGUGAAGCUGAUGGUUGUAUUUUCUGCAAGCUGAGGUUUCUGAUAAUGACUUGUCAAAGUUGUUUAUAAAGGUAUAGCAGCAUUUACUGAAGACAUCUCUUCUUCUGAAAUGUGAACAUAGGUGGCUUCACUGGUUGAAGAACCUUCUGGUUUAUCUCUGUUGGUCUGUUUACCUCAAGACAGGGGCCAUAAACACUUGGAAUGCAUUCCUUCCUCUCAGGUUGCUGACCCACUACAACCAUGCUGGAACGCUUUCCUCAAACGCCAGCAAAGAUGGUGUAGGCAAGAUUGAACUGCGAAGACAUGGCAGCAGUUCAGAGCUCUGUCUUGGAGGACCCAAACCUGGGGUCAGGCCCGGACGAGGAUGAGCUCUCAUUGUUGGAAGGAGACUCAGACUCUGGAAGCUUGCUCUCUGAUGAUUCUUUUCUCCCCGAUUAUGAACAAGAGGAAAGGAAAAAGGGAACUGCCAAUACAGUAUAUGAGGCUUGCGUUCAAAAUGACCCAGAGGCACUGAAGAGAGUGCUGGAACGAGAUGUGACCUAUGAUGAGGUCAUGGAAGUUGACAUUAAUGGCAGGAAUGGACUGAUGGUGGCCGCAUAUAAAGGCUUUCUUCCAGUUGUUUAUGAGCUGCAUGGCUGUCCGCAUCUGGAUAUUAACCACCAAGACAAUGAUGGCAACACAGCUCUAAUGAUCGCAGCUCAAGCCGGCCAUGUCUCCAUAUGUAACUACAUCAUGAAUUACUUCCCUGGAGCAGAGACAGAGAUCAGAGACAACAGAGGAUUCACUGCCCUCAUUAAAGCUGCCAUACAGGGCAGGAAUGAUGUGGUGGCAGCUCUUAUAAUGCACGGUGCUGAUAUGAAUGCCGUAGACUCCAACCGUGGUAAAUGUGCACGUGACUGGGCGCUGAAAACAGGUCGCUUUGAUACACUGAAUCGUCUGCGCCACCUCGCGCUUCAUCCCACAGCUGAACAGUUCUGUGACACCUAUGUCCCAGAGUGGCCCAGCCUUAAGGUGCUGGUCAGCAAGGCAACAGCUAAUAAGAGUGCUGGCCAGAAGCUGACGCAUCAUCUCAAGAGUACUUUUGGUUUCAGUUUCCCACGUGACCCGCAGGACAAUGGUGUUAUGGAUCACAUGGUGCGAAUGACCACCAGCCUACGCAGUCCGUUGAUAGCCACGGCCACACGGCCGUUGUGCCCAAGCAGCCCUCCGCAGAUAGGUAAACGCCGGCUUGCUGUGGCUGAGCUGAUGCAGAAGCACUCUCAGAAGCAGCUGGAAGAGAGUUCACUGUGCCAUCGAAACAGCUCCAUCUCCUCCAUUUCACCUUCUGUCCACUCGGCUGAGUCCGUCUCUUUGUCCUGCUGUGCUGAUACCGAGAGGCGUGGCAGUGUGAUUUCCAUUGCUCAGUCUGGAAUGCGCGCAUUCAUUCCUCGUAGCGUAGCAUCAAGGCGAAACAGCGUCUUCCCCUCUGGCUGUAUCCCACAGAUCAAAGUUACCAAAUCCUCUGAGCCCACCCCGAAAAAGGAGAAGAAGAAGAAAAAUCAGAAAGGUUACCUGGAGCCUCCAAAGUGGAAGUAUAAGGAGGCCAAGGAUGAAAAGAAAAAAGAGAAGAAAGCGUUGAAGGAAAAGGGAGAGAAGGAAAAGGAGAAGAAAAGCAAAGACAAGGAUAAAGGAAAAAAGAAAAAGCAUGAUGACUAAGGGGCCGUUCACAUAUCGCGGCUAAAAAACGUGUGGAAAAAAACACGGGGCGCACCGAUUUCUCCUUCUUUCCAAAGCGCUCUGUAGCUUGUGCUCCCGAGGCGUCUGCCAUUGCUAAGCAAAUAUGAUCCACACUCUCAAUUAAGACGCGGAAGUUUCAUCAAAGGACAAACGGAUUUCCAGCACUAAAAAUCGCUUGCUGUAGCUCUGCUACUAAAUUUAUUUAAUAAUGGCUAUCCCUGUACAGCUAUGAUCAGGUUUUUCUCCAUCUUGGCUGAGCUUUCAAUGUUGUUACGGAAAGGAUGAAGCUAAUUGGUUGGUUCUUGUCGCAUGACCUGCGGUGCGCUUGCGGCAUUCUGAAAAGUUGAGAUGUUUUCAUCUCAUUGCAGCGCGGAUGCACCUGAAAAAACUGAGCGCGCCGCACUGCGUGCGCGUCGCAACCACAUCACUUCCGUUAUCCGCGCGUGCCGUGCAUCUACAUUUGAAAUGACAAACUUGAGUGUGCAAAAGAAGUGAUAUGUGAACGGCCCCUAAGAUGGCCUUUUUUAACUCUUUUAAAACAAAAGAGAACCCCGGGUAUUAAGGCUUGUAUAGCUUAAUAUAACACACAUAGUAGGUGUGUUUCCAUUACAGAUUUGCGCAAAACUUUGGUGAUAUUUUAUAAAUGUCGAUUAAAAAAAUAUUGCGAAAUGACGUUUUCAUUAACCGAUGUUAUGUGACUAAAACAUAAUUUGUUCCUCUCACAAUAAGUCAUGGCAACAGAUUUUGGUGGGAUUUGGACGGACGGCCAUUACACGCCGCAAAUGCGUGCAGCGUACACAGUCUAAGGAUUAAUAUCAGGGAAGCCCCUUGUACUUGAGAACGGCUACGUAUGAACUGUUUCUUGGAGUUUAUAGUAUAUUGAAGAAUGAUCAUAUGGCUUUUUACAUGUGCCAUGUGACCUGUAAAUGCGAAAAAGCCGUUUCCAUUGCAGUUUUGCGAAAUAUUCCUUUUUCGAAUUGCCUGAAAAACCACCUCAUGCGAGCGUAAAAACUUUUUUGUGAUAUAUGGGAGUUUCUGCUGUUUGUAAGUUCUUUCAGUUGCUGUGGUCUAAAAGCCUCAAAGGCAUCAGGGCUAAAGUGUAUAAAACCAAAAUGUGGGUCUUUAGGAAGUUUUAUUUGUUUACAGGCAUCUUUCAAUUCUCUUCUCCUCUUCUUAUCACUAGGAAAGCAGUGAAGACUUACAUCGCUUCUCUUGUUGCCCUUUGACUGAAAAUUACAACCAAAGGCUGCACAAUGUGGCACUAUAUAUAUAUAUAUAUAUAUAUAUAUAUAUUUUUUUUUUUUUUUUU